CUGAAAUGACACGAUUGUGCUUCGUCUUCCUGCUGAUGAGUAACGCCGCUUCGGUCUCCACGCAGUUUAAUGGAUACAACUGUGACGCCAGCUACCACAGCAGGUUUCCUGGUGAGAGGGACAUCAGUGUGUACUGCGGGGUCCAGACCAUCACCUUGAAGAUCAACUUCUGCCCCGUGCUCUUCUCUGGCUACACCGACGCAGAUUUGGCACUAAACGGUCGCCACAGUGACACCCAAUGCCGUGGCUUCAUCAACAACAACACCUUCCCCACAGCGGUCCUGUUCAGCAUCAGCCUCAGCACUCUGGAGGCCUGCGGUAACAGCCUGGUGGUCAGCACAGCCUUUGGGCCCAAUGCCUAUGGGAACAUGUCUCUGGUACAAAUUGGGAAUGUCUCAGGAUAUAUCGACACCCCUGACCCACCAGCUAUAAUCAGCUACCUGCCCGGUUUGUUGUAUAAAUUCAGCUGCAGCUACCCCCUGGAGUACCUGGUCAAUAACUCGCAGCUGGCAUCCUCCUCUGCUGCAGUGUCUGUCAAGGACAGCAAUGGUACAUUUGUGAGCACGUUAAGUAUGAUCCUGUACAACGAUUCAACGUACAAUCAGCCUCUCUCUAUUCCAAUGGCUGGACUGGCUUUAAAAACCAGAGUGUUUGCUGCUGUGAAGGCCACAAACUUAGACAAACGGUGGAACAUUUUGAUGGACUACUGUUACACAACCCCCUCAGGGAAUCCUAAUGAUGAACUCCGCUAUGAUCUUUUCUUUGGCUGCUACAAAGACCCACAGACGACAGUUUUCGAGAAUGGGAAGAGUCAGAUGGGACGGUUUUCCUUCGAGGUUUUCCGUUUUGUUAAACACAGACACCAGAAGAUGUCAACUGUGUUUCUGCACUGCGUCACCAAGCUGUGCCGGGCUGACGACUGCAUCAUGCUCAUGCCAAUUUGUGGGCGACGGCGCAGGCGGGAGGGAGGGGAGAGCCUUGAUUCCCCACCCGUAGCAUCUGGGAACACCGUCAUCACCGCUGGACCAAUCAUCACAAGGAGUGAUGAAACUCCUGUCAACAACUCCCAACUCGCAUCUGGCGGCCCCACCCAGCCAAUGAACCCAGUAACCAGCGCUCUGAUCUCAGGUGUGGUCGUCCUGGGCGGGGUCAGCGUGGGCCUGUUCCUGCUGUCGCUCCGCCUUCUGCAGAAGCCCCGCCUCCCGACAACCACAGCCUCAGGUGUUUGGAACCCCACCUUUAAAUGAAUAAACUGAUCUGUAUAUAAUGACAUGUUGGCACUGAUGAUAUGUGCAGAAUGUGUACAGGUGUUGGGUACACAAACGGAUGUGCAUGUGUGCUUUCCUUUGUACACAUAUUAUUAAAUGUGUAUAUUUUAUUGUUGUAGGCGUUGUGUAUUUAUUGCCUUCAAUACCUCAUUGUUUUUAUUACCCAUUGUUAUCUAUUGCUUGGUCAAUCACAGUGUUUACAGAAGCUUUACACUCGUAACUCAUAAUGGAUAAACGUUAAUCUUUAGAACUUGUAAUAAAAAAAUUGCAUCAGAAAUAUUCCCUUUCUUUCUUUUAUGUGGGCCAACACCUCAGUUGUGUUGAAAAAAAAACACCCUUAUUUUGAUUUAUUUUUAUCUUUUUUUAAUCAAUUUUAUAAAGUUUGUCAAUAGA
Centropristis striata (black sea bass) is the source of this 1661-nucleotide messenger RNA. Its product is annotated as zona pellucida-like domain-containing protein 1. Gene Ontology annotation, cellular component: cell surface. Bases 6 to 1247 code for a protein of 413 amino acids. The record is from RefSeq and is a predicted model, not a curated record. Lineage: Eukaryota; Metazoa; Chordata; Actinopteri; Perciformes; Serranidae. The transcript has 10 exons.